This is a messenger RNA of Ostertagia ostertagi, 798 nucleotides long. The record is from the annotation of a GenBank genome assembly. Lineage: Eukaryota; Metazoa; Nematoda; Chromadorea; Rhabditida; Trichostrongylidae.
AUGGAUGAAGGAUACUACAAAGUCGAGCAGAUUCAUGUGCGUCAUUUUCAGAACACUGUUUCGCAAUACCUUUUUCCAUCUCGGUUAUGUGGGAACACAAGUGAUGACGAGGAUUCACCUGAAAUGGUGGCUCAGAGGACUAUAGAGAAGGACAUGAUCAAGGAAGCUCUUUCUGACUAUUCCUUGUACAGUCAUCUGUUGUAUAGAGACUGGCGGUUCCCUCUUUGCACGUCCUUGGGCGAGCACGAUAUGGUUAAAGGUCCCUGGCAUGCGGCUAUGAUGUGGUCCGAGUCGACAAUGUUGGCCACACGGCAGCUGUCACGUUUCCUAUCAGGGAAGAUGAGUGGAUUUGCGUUUUCACAGCCGAAUUUGUUCAAGAAGAUGGUCGAGAAAUUACCCGCAGAUUUCACCUUGGUACAUUUGGCAUUAUCUCAUGACGGUUCUUUGCACCUAAUCAAGUUGCACCAAGAUCGCGAGCCUAUAAUCGUACCCCUUGCGCCGAAGUCGAAGGUGGAGACGGUUAAAACUAUGAUGGAUAAGUUAAUCGAAGAAAACUCAAGAACAUGCUGUUUGGGGAAGGUCACAAGUGACGCGAAAGCAUUCUGGGUGGCAAGACGAGCGGUCGAUGCUGAAUUGAAGGCGAUCAUUCCUCGUGUACAGGACAUUCUACUUGGACCAGCUGCUCCUCUUCUGCUUCCUUCAAAGAGCCUCAAUCGUAGUGGAGUUACUGUUGCCAAGUCGCUCGUUUCUGCUUCUCAGUCGCCGUCUGGUGGGCAACUGCCAUUAUCUUUUGCCAAG